CGGUAGCGUAGUGGAGGCGGUUUAUUGCCAAAUAAACGAUUACAGUGAUUUACAGAUAGCAGGAGACCGAGUCAGUCUGAAAGAUGACUAAUCGGCUUGAAAACAACUACUCAUACUGACGUUUUCUGUUUUUGUUCUGCUGAAUAGCCUUUAUCUGAGCUCUACAGUGAUUCGCUUGGUCUACCGUUAAUAAAGUCUGAGGAAGUAAACUGAGGAAACGCUAAUGAGGAAAUUCUUCAACAAAGAUAUUCUGAGAACAGUUUUUAAAAUCUACAUAAAGGUAAACUGAUCUCAGGCGUGAAGGUUUCUGUUAGGCUACUACAAAUGCACGGAUAUUUAAUCGAGUCAGUUUCUGAUUGGUUGUCUGAUGCAACAUCUCGCUGAAACAUUUUAGCAACCACGUUGUUUACUGUACACCUUUAGCAGCUUAAUUCGGGGUUAAAUUAUGACCAAAGGUUAAAAGCUGCGCGAAUGUAAUCUGGGAUUUAAAAAGAAGUUAUCACAGGGUUAUACGUGUGCUUAGCCUACUAUCAAAAGCUCUUCUUUAAAUAGUUUAAUGCAAGGAUGAAGUGAUACCUGCAUCACCUGAGCGCUGGGUACACAGUGUACGUCACGCAUGAGGGGCGGGGCCUACGAGAGCUCCCAAACAGUUACACUCGGGAGCCAGAGCGACACGGCAAACAUCAAGCGGGCUCCAGCGAACGAAGCACAACUUUUCGUCCCGGUUAACCUGGAGUUUAACUGAGGAUGUCUUUGGGUGACCAGCAGUGGUAUCCCACCAGCGUUCAGGUAACGGUGCUUAAAGCACGAAACCUGCGGAUCAAGGGCAAGAAUGGCACGAACGACGCCUAUGCCAUCAUGCAGGUGGCCAAAGACAAGUUUUCCACCUCCGUCGCGGAGAAAUGCAUCUCGCCCGAAUGGAAGGAGGAGGCGACCUUCGAUCUGCCGCUGAUCCAUCAGGGGGACGCGGAGCGGUGCACGCUCUACAUCAUCGCCAUGCACCGAGCCCUGGUGGGGCUGGACAAGUUUUUGGGACAGGCUGUCAUCAACUUACUGGACCUCCACGCCAACAGAUCACGCAAAAAGUCUGACUGGUACAAACUGGUGGAUAAGAAUGGGAAACAGGAGAAGGACCGAGGGGACGUUCUUUUGGACAUUCAGUUCAUGCGGAAUAACUUGACAGCCAGCAUGUUUGACCUCUCCAUGACAGACAAGCCUCGCUCCGGCAUCGGUAAGCUCAAGGAUAAAAUUCGUGGUAAGAAGAAAGAUGGCCUGUCGGAUUCUGCCUCUGCGAUCGUGCCCUCUUCAGUGGGAACAGACAGUGAAGGGGAAGGAGAAGGCAGUUCGGACAAUCCUAAGAAGAAAUCAAAACUCAAAUCCUUGUUUGGACCAAAGACAAACCUCCAAAGGAAUGUGUCCCAGUCCAUGUCAACCCUGGGCACCCUGCCUGAGAAGAACAGUUUACUCAGCAGCAGCAGAUCGUCCGGCCUUAAUGUGGACUCUCCUGAUGUGAAAAAGAAGUUUAAAAUACUCGGACACAAGCGUACUGAGAGCUCAGAUAGCAAAGUGUCUCUUGGCCCCUUUUCUCUUCUGAGCCGCUCUAAACAAAACAUCCAGGAGCAGAAUAACCUCUGUAUCAACGGCAGCCACGUUUAUGCAGAGGAACAAGAACCUAAAGCUAAUUUUGGCUCCACACUUAGUCUGAACAGCUCAGGAAAGGGUUCGGUAGAGGAUGUUCGCAAAUACCACCAACGAAAUACUUCUGACAUGUCCAUCGACUCACUUAAAGGCUUAAGUAUCCCCUCAUAUAAGCCUGAAGUUCAAGACAAAGCCUCUCUUGUCCCACAGCGCCCUCUAGAGGAUAGGAGUCAUAUAGAGGUGGAGGAGAAAGGUAGGAAACCCGAAGGAAGAAACCUGCAAGAGAUGCUGGACCAACAGGUAGAGCAAGAGCAGAGGAGGCAGCAAGAACGAGAGAGAAAACAAGAGGAAGAGAGGAAAAGCAGGCUUGAAGAGCAGGAGAGGAAGCGCAAGGUAGAGGAAGAGGUGCAUCAAGCUGAGGAGCAGCGGCACCAGGAGGAGUCCAGAGUAACCGAACGGCUCUCCUCUCUCUUUGGCAUUGGAAAGAAGAAGGAGGAGAAGAGAGAGCAAGCUAUGAAUGAACCCAAACGUCUAGAUGUGCUGUCCUCCACAAACCCGUUUGAAGACAUUCCCCUCACCCCGGAUACUCCAUCCUCUAUCCCAGAAGAGAGGUCCACGGACCCACGGAGGGGCGUCAGGACCGUCCUCACCCCGACGCCACCCGCCAGUGCUUUCCCCAGUCGCACAGCAAAAGUGUCCACGGUCAAACCAAGGCCUCACCCAGUGAAACCAAUGAGCACCGAGAGCCAGUCUUCCAGUGUUAUCACUGUGGGGAAAGACCCGAAGACUAUCACCAUCAAGGAAAUGGCUGAGAAGUCAAAGAAUAUAGAUCGCGGUGCAUACACUCAGCUCUCACAGGAGGAACUGAUCACACUGGUGGUAAAGCAACAGACCGAACUCUCCAAGAAAGACGCCAAGAUCGGCGAGUUGGAGGACUACAUUGAUAACCUGCUCGUUCGUGUCAUGGAGGAGAAACCGGCCAUCCUGCUUUCACUUAAUUCCAAAUGUUAGGGUUUGAUGCUAUCAUUCGAUGUAACCGUGCCCAGAUCACAACACUGAGACACUUUAAUAUUGUGGGAUUUUGGUGAUACAGCCAGAAGGAUUUCGAACGCAAUAUCACAUCUCAUAAUCAGUUUAUUUGCUUGAGUAUUUAACGCAUGUAGAGUUGCUGGCAUAUGCGCAUUCUGAUUUCUCCACCAAUAUCUUACAAAUAACUUUUUUUUGCAGUGUGGAUAUGUAUAGUAUAGCAAAUCCAGCAGGAAUAUGCCAGAUUUCUGCAGUCUGUCAGAUCACCCAUUAAUAACUGGAUGCUGGGCUUCUUCCUGAAGUGAUUUAGAACUUGACUACUGCCUUGAGUCUUGAUCAGAACGCUUCGUUAGUGUUGAUGCGGCCUUAUGUCUGUUGGGUCUAAAAUUAAGGUAAUAAUCCUCUGGCUUUUUAGCACUUUUUACUUGAACGGGGUGUUUAAUUUAUGAAGGAUAGGGUUUUUACAUUAAGUAAUUCUCUGAAAUACCCCGUAGAAUUACCUCUGUAGAAAAGCCUUAAUGAAGAAUUAUUUUUCUGCCUGUAUGUACCCUUCUGCACAUUAAAAACUUCUGUUCUAACACUUCUUCUGAUGUUCUAACACUGGAUAUAUAAUUCAGUUUUAUUGCCCUGGUCAAUAUUGACUACAUAUUUACAUUUUUUUCAGUUGAACUGGCAGUCAGCUGUUGAAUCAGCCAAAAUCUGCAUGUUUUAUGCUACAUGUCAAACUGCAUGUUUGUAGCGAUUUUGACCAGGGAUUAUUAAGCAUUUCUUGAAGACGGUCUUAAGAAAGCUUGAUAUCAACCUCUUGAGCACAAUGUACAUACUGUGGCAUUCUGCAGUUCUGUAAUGAAUAAGCAAUAACUGUCUGCAGGAUUUUAUUUCCCGAAUUUCAGGUAAUGCGAUACGUAUCAUGUAGCCUGUAGACGUCACUGUCUGCACAGUGUUGUGAAACCAAAGAUCUGUGAUGUAAAUCUGAAGUCUUACCCUACAGUACUCGAAUUCUGCUUCCCACUCCCUUUUCCAUUUUUCUACUUCUUAUGUUUUUAAUCAGUUAGUAAGUUUUUUCUUACUUUUAACCUAUCUUGUGGGGAGAGAACUGUCCCUCUGACAAGGAUGGAGAAAAUAACUGUCUUGUAUUUAUUUGUUUGUGGUUAAUCUUAAGUUGAUUCAGUUGUCAGUCUCAGUUUUCUGUGUUGCAGUUAUAUAUUCAGUCAUGAGAACCUUCAUAAGUGAGAGCAUCUGCUGUGUUCAUUCAAAUGUUGUCAAUCAGUUUGAGUGAGUUCACUAAACUAUUCACAGCAUUUUCACUGUUACCAGAUUUUGUACGCUCCAAUCCUUUGUCUGAAUUUGAAUGAGAAGCCUUAUUAAUAAUUGCUGAUGCUAUGCAUAUAUGCACAAGAUCUAUUUUCAAGACCUGUGCCUUCUCUUUUUAUUCAAGGUUCUAUGUCUUUAAGACAUGAAUAUAUUGGUUUGUUCCUUUACUUCAAUACUUGCAGAAAUGUAAUUUUGAUUAUGCCUCAGUUCAUUGAAUAAAACUUAGCUGAA
Messenger RNA from Sinocyclocheilus anshuiensis, 4209 nucleotides. RefSeq names its product RAB11 family interacting protein 1 (class I) a (gene rab11fip1a). The record is from RefSeq and is a predicted model, not a curated record. The transcript has 5 exons. The coding region runs from base 748 to 2649 and encodes 633 amino acids. Gene Ontology annotation, cellular component: intracellular membrane-bounded organelle. NCBI's taxonomy places the organism in Eukaryota, Metazoa, Chordata, Actinopteri, Cypriniformes, Cyprinidae. Gene Ontology annotation, biological process: regulated exocytosis. Gene Ontology annotation, molecular function: small GTPase binding.